Messenger RNA from Erinaceus europaeus (western European hedgehog), 360 nucleotides. Its product is annotated as keratin-associated protein 6-2. Gene Ontology annotation, biological process: hair follicle development. Bases 1 to 360 code for a protein of 119 amino acids. Lineage: Eukaryota; Metazoa; Chordata; Mammalia; Eulipotyphla; Erinaceidae. The record is from RefSeq and is a predicted model, not a curated record. The transcript has a single exon.
AUGUGCUGCAACUACGGAAACUCUUGUGGUAGCUACGGCUAUGGCUGUGGCUAUGGUUCCGGUUACGGCUGUGGCUAUGGAUCCGGUUACGGCUGUGGCUAUGGUUCCAGAUACGGCUGUGGCUAUGGUUCCGGAUACGGCUGUGGCUAUGGUUCCGGAUAUGGCUGUGGCUAUGGUUCUAGAUAUGGCUGCGGUUAUGGCUCUGGUUAUGGCUGCGGCUAUGGUUCCGGAUAUGGCUGUGGCUAUGGUUCUGGUUAUGGCUGUGGCUAUGGUUCCGGAUACGGCUCUGGCUAUGGAUCUGGUUUUGGCUCCUGCUGUGGUUACCGUCCAUUUGUCUACAGAAGUUGUUAUUCUUGCUGA